Arvicanthis niloticus (Nile rat) is the source of this 907-nucleotide messenger RNA. Its product is annotated as trypsin-4. Lineage: Eukaryota; Metazoa; Chordata; Mammalia; Rodentia; Muridae. Gene Ontology annotation, biological process: proteolysis. The record is from RefSeq and is a predicted model, not a curated record. Gene Ontology annotation, molecular function: serine-type endopeptidase activity.
UUGUGUAGAAGAAGAGGGGGCCCUCCUGCUUACACCUCCUUCUCCUUGAAUUGGGGUAUAAAGGCAGGCUUUCCCCCAGUGCUUACUACCUUCUGCCACAAUGAGUGCACUCCUGUUCCUGGCCCUUGUGGGAGCUGCUGUUGCUUUCCCUGUGGAUGAUGAUGACAAGAUCGUUGGAGGAUACACCUGCCAAGAAAAUUCUGUCCCAUACCAGGUGUCCCUGAACUCUGGCUACCACUUCUGUGGAGGUUCCCUCAUCAAUGACCAGUGGGUGGUGUCUGCAGCUCACUGCUACAAGUCCCGCAUCCAAGUGAGACUGGGAGAGCACAACAUCAAUGUCCUGGAGGGCAAUGAGCAGUUUGUCAAUGCUGCCAAGAUCAUCAGGCAUCCCAACUUUAAUAGCAGGACCCUGAACAAUGACAUCAUGCUGAUCAAGCUCUCUUCCCCUGUGACCCUCAAUGCCAGAGUGGCCACUGUGGCUCUGCCCAGCUCAUGUGCACCUGCUGGCACCCAGUGUCUCAUCUCUGGCUGGGGCAAUACCUUGAGCUUUGGUGUGAACAACCCAGACCUGCUCCAGUGCCUGGACGCCCCAGUGCUGCCUCAGGCUGACUGUGAGGCCGCCUAUCCUGGAAAGAUCACCAAUAACAUGAUCUGUGUUGGCUUCCUGGAGGGAGGCAAAGAUUCCUGCCAGGGUGAUUCUGGUGGCCCUGUGGUCUGCAAUGGACAGCUCCAGGGCAUUGUCUCCUGGGGCUAUGGCUGUGCCCUGAAGGACAACCCCGGUGUGUACACCAAAGUCUGCAACUAUGUGGACUGGAUUCAGAACACCAUUGCUGCAAACUAAGCAUCCUUAAUCCCUUUGAAGUCAUUAUGCCAAUAAAGUGAUGUUUUUUUCUUUACUUUCUGUGUC